UAUUUAUUUAUGAAAGCGCUAAUGUAACGUUGCGCUCUUUUGAACAACACAUUUUCCCGUUUCUGUUUUAUGACGUUACGCCUUUGACGUGCGCUUCGUCGUCUAGACUUUAUUUUGAUAACAUACGGAUGCACAUUAUUUUAUUAGACAGAUCAAAGUUGAGAAUCGAUUGUUAGCGACCAUAUGAUUUUUAUAAAAGAAUAAAAGAUAGAUACAUGGUUAACUCGCAUACUCAUCUCUUCGCCCUAAGUUAAACUUUAUGUGAUUCGUACAAUUCUCAACUCUGGAGAGGAGGAAAUUCUAAAAUUGUGCCGAAUUUUGACUAUUUGUUAAAAAGAAAAUGGCUACCGAUAGACGGAAAGAAGACUGUCUGGACUUCAGUGAUGUAAAACGGACUCGUAGUACGAAUUUAGCGCAGCUUACUAAAUUGUACAAAGAAUUGGAGAAGAAUUUAAUUUCAUAUGAGAACGUGGAACAUGCAAAACAAUUAUAUUCAAAGUUAUGUGAAAGGUUUGAACAAUUUAAGUUAGCACACUUACAGUGUUUAGAUUUGUGUACACAAUCAGAAGUUAUAGAAAAUUUGGAAGUGAACUAUGAACGUUGUCAUGAGAACUUUGUAGAAUUCCGGGAUAGAUUUUCUCAGUAUAUCGCGAGUGAAAAAUCGCAUGAAGAGGAAAUACCCGAAGAAAGUGAUACAGUUUCAAUUGAUAGCAGUUUGAGUUCACGAUCUUCAGUUUCAUCACAAUCUAGAUUUCGCAGUGCCAAAGCUAAGCGGCUAAUCGCAGAACUUAAACUCAGGAAAUUAUCAGAACAGCAUGAACUAGAGCGUGCACAAAUAGAAAUUAAAUUUAGACAACAGGUAUUUAAUCAACUAUCCGAGAUGGAAGAGGCCAAUAUCGAAGAAUCAGUGUGGCAAGAAGCAGUGGAAGAAGACACAGAUAAUACCAGUGGAAUCGUGAACAUUCGGAACAUUUCGCAAACAGUCUCGCAAACAUUACAGAGCUCUGUUCCUGCGAGUGAAAAGUGUAUUAAUAUGAACUCUCUUUCCGGACAAACUGCAGCAACUGAUAAACCAAAGAUGAACAUUAAUAACAGUACACAGGGAAUCAGUGCUCAGUCUGGAUUUUCGGAUGUAAGUGUUUCCAGCAUAGAUUCAGCUUUUCAACGCCUAGCAUCUACACUUCACGAAGGGUUUAAUUUGCCAAAACCAGAAUUAUUAACUUUUAAUGGAACUCCGUUAGACUAUAGUAAGUUUAUAAGGAACUUUGAGACAAACAUUGAAGGUAGAAUAAGUGAUAAUAGUUUGAGACUGAGUUAUUUAAUUCAGUACUGUAGAGGUGAAGCCAAGUGUUGUAUAGAAGAUUGUGUAUUAUUAGAUUCUGAUGAGGGUUACAAACGUGCUAGGGCAAUAUUGUACUCCCGAUACGGUAGGCCACAUGUAAUUGCUAGAUCAUUUAUUGAAAAAUUAGUGUACGGCGCUCAGAUUAAAGCGUCAGAUAUUGAAGGUUUAUCUAAAUUGGCAUUAGAAAUGCAAAAAUGUGAAAUCACAUUGUCUGAGUUAGGUUUUAAUUCAGAUAUUGAUAAUUCUGAAAAUUUAAGGUGUAUUGUUAAACGCUUUCCAAUGCAUAUGAGAACAAGAUGGGUCGACAUUGCUCAUUCAAUUAGUGAGUCUGGUAGAGAACCCCGUUUUUCUGACUUAGCUAAAUUUGUAGACGAAAAAUCACGCAUUGCUAGUUCUAUGUAUGGUUACGAUCUUUGUAGAGAAAACAAUCAGAACAAGACUGAUAAUAGGGUUUUUACAAGUAAACAUCAUAAUAAUGAUACAGUUAAUAGUAAGAUUACUACGUUAAGUACUCAAAGUUUAGAUAACACAGCUAAUUAUGAGCAAACAUGUAAAUGUUGUACAGGUACAUGUGUAGAUUUGACAUCUUGUAGCAAAUUCAAGUCAAUGAGUUUAGAUGAUAGGUAUAAAUUAGUACGCAUGUUAAAAUUGUGUUAUAAUUGUUUAAAAGGGAAGCAUUUUGCUAACAAUUGUAGAAAAUCAAAAGCAUGCACUGUAUCUGACUGUAAUGUUAAGCAUAAUAUUUUAUUGCAUGGUUGGUCUCAGCCCGGUUUUGAUCAUGCAGCUACUCAGCCGUCAGUAAAUUGCGCAGCUACUAAAGGUUCGAUGAUUAAGAACUGUUUAGGAAUUGUUCCUGUCCUCGUUAAGGGUCAGAACGGCAACUCUUGCAAAACAUUUGCCUUGCUAGAUGACGGAGCAGAUAAAACUUUAUGUGAUGAACGAUUACUUCAGAAAUUAAAUAUAGUUAGCAAGCCGGUCACUUUCGAGAUGUCUACUGUUAACUCUUCUGGUUGUACAAUUCACGGUCAAGAAGUUGACUUACAAGUAAAAGCUAUUGACGGAAAUGAUAAGGUGUCGUUAAAAAAGGUGUGGUCAGUAAAGAAGCUUCCAAUUUCAGCUCGAUCUGCCGCAGAAAAUGUAGAUAUAAGAAAAUUGUCGUAUUUAGCCGAUAUACAGAUACCCUCUUCUGAUUUAACCGAGGUCAUGUUGUUAAUAGGUACAGAUUCACCUAACGCUCACAUUCCGCUAGAAGUAAGGUCCGGUAACGAAAACCAACCAUAUGCAAUUCGCUCACGCCUCGGAUGGGCUAUUCGUGGUCCUAUUGAAGAUAUGCGUGCGUCAAAUGUUAUAAAUGAUGAUAGAGCACGAGAAGACAAGAAUUGUUUUUCUACAGAUGAUACAGAGGCUAUGAAAAUGACGGAGUCAGUCUUGUAUCACCCAGCAAGACGGAUGCCAAGCCCAACACAUCGUUCAUCCAAGUCCAUGUCCAACAGAAGGAACAGGAGCAGGUCAGCAUUCGCCUCCCCGGGAAAGGCAGCAAAACGUGCUCGUUCCAAGAACCCAAGAAGGGGAAAGAAAAGGGCAAGGUCUCCAUCCAAAAAAGCAAGAAAGGAGGAAACAAAAGGAGGUCCAGGGGAAAAAAAGCCGCAGCAAAGAAGCAAAUGGCUGAGGGAACAACAAGAUGUUGAAAUAGACGAUAUUGUUUUAGUUGCUGAUGAUAUACAGAGAGGAUAACGGGUAGAAUAGUCGAGAUCACAAGGAGCCGUCAUGGUCAUAUCCGUAGCUGUGUGGUCAAAACUAGUCAGUCACAAAUUUUAAGACCUAUAAAUAAACUAUGCGUACUCGAGUGUUCUAAAUAGAACUAUUUUUUAUUGGUGACAAAAUUGUAUUAUAUUUUUCUAACUGUAUUAAGAAAUUAUUUGGUAAUUUCAUUGUGGGGAGUGUAAGAUUUGAAAUAUUCAAAUUUUAAAUAUAAGUUUAUUAUUUAUUAAAUGUUUAACUAACAUAUUCAUUUAUUCUUGUAAGAAUAAGAAACACAGUUUUACUAUUUAUUUAUGAAAGCGCUAAUGUAACGUUGCGCUCUUUUGAACAACACAUUUUCCCGUUUCUGUUUUAUGACGUUACGCCUUUGACGUGCGCUUCGUCGUCUAGACUUUAUUUUGAUAACAUACGGAUGCACAUUAUUUUAUUAGACAGAUCAAAGUUGGUAAGAAACUUUUUAUGUAUACUAUCUUUUUAUUAUAUCAAAACUUAUUUAAAGAGAGAAAACAUUGUGUACUAUUUAUUAGAAAUAUGCGUAACUUUUAAUUAUUAUUUUAAACGUAAUAACUUACGAGAGAAAUUAUGAUACAUGAAUGAAAUGGUUUUAUUGUUUGUUUAGUUUAAUAUGAAUACUUAAACAUGUACAUCUUAUUAUAAUUUAUGUAUUUUAUUUAUGUGAAAUUAUUCUUUACUUGUAGAGAAUC
This is a messenger RNA of Mytilus trossulus (common blue mussel), 3807 nucleotides long. RefSeq lists its product as uncharacterized. The record is from RefSeq and is a predicted model, not a curated record. The transcript is spliced from 2 exons. Lineage: Eukaryota; Metazoa; Mollusca; Bivalvia; Mytilida; Mytilidae. The coding region runs from base 341 to 3076 and encodes 911 amino acids.